UAUACCUACAAGAAAAUGUACCGAAGCAAUACAAGCAAUCAAUGCUACUUGUACAUGUACAAGGUAUAUGGCAAGUAGCGGUGAGGAUAUACAAUGCACUUCAAUGUUUAUGCUUAUUUACCUACCUUUACCUACCUUAUUCAUCUAUAUCUCUAGUACCUACUUUCUAACCUACUACCAGCUAAGUACCGAGUACUGUCUCUUGGUCACUGGAUGCAGAUUCAGGUACAUGCGUAUAGCACCUUUAUUCAGUACUGUGUACUACCUACCUAUGCAAGUAUGCAUUAUAUGUACAUAUGUAACGUUGAAGCAUCUCAACGAAAACAGAAACAUUCUAACCUCAAAUACUCUCUUUACUUAUCUGAUGCAAGAUCAUUACGUCCCCAGUCUCAUCAAUUAACCAUAUAAUACGUAUAUCCAAUCUGUGUUGCUUUUCUAUCAUUCGCUCAGUCAGCCAAUAAUCAUGCCACCGACUAGUCGCGUCUGUGAUCGGUGUAUUAGGAAAAAAGUCAAGUGUGAAGCAACAAAUUCAAACCAUAAGAUCCCAUCAGUAAACUAAUAUCAUUUAUUUGUUGUAGGUGAUUUGCAACGGCCACAAUGCUCUCGCUGCUCCGAAGC
Messenger RNA from Hypoxylon fragiforme, 618 nucleotides. RefSeq lists its product as uncharacterized. The coding region runs from base 68 to 400 and encodes 110 amino acids. The transcript has 2 exons. The record is from RefSeq and is a predicted model, not a curated record. Lineage: Eukaryota; Fungi; Ascomycota; Sordariomycetes; Xylariales; Hypoxylaceae.